Monopterus albus (swamp eel) is the source of this 1546-nucleotide messenger RNA. It is a transcript of the gene snap23.1, whose product is annotated as synaptosome associated protein 23.1. Gene Ontology annotation, cellular component: SNARE complex; plasma membrane. NCBI's taxonomy places the organism in Eukaryota, Metazoa, Chordata, Actinopteri, Synbranchiformes, Synbranchidae. The transcript has 8 exons. The coding region runs from base 231 to 878 and encodes 215 amino acids. Gene Ontology annotation, molecular function: syntaxin binding; SNAP receptor activity. The record is from RefSeq and is a predicted model, not a curated record. Gene Ontology annotation, biological process: exocytosis; synaptic vesicle priming; synaptic vesicle fusion to presynaptic active zone membrane.
GCGAUAUCUCCGACAGCACCUAAAGGCACCAACCGACACACUUCGGACACCCCGAAGGUAGAACCAGUGAAGGAAUCCAGAAGUUGUUUCUUGCCAGUUUACAUACCUGAAAGAAGGAGGAGUUGUGAGGUUGUUGGGGGUUUUUUUUAAGAAAAAACAAGGAGGGUUACCUGCCUCAGAAGAUUGAACUCGGUGCCAUAGGAGGAGCCUCCAAUAAGGACAGCAUCAACAUGGACAACAUGACUGUGGAAGAGAUGACCAUGAGGGCCAACCAAGUGACCGAUGAGUCACUGGAAAGCACACGGAGGAUGCUGCAGUUGGCAGAGGAGAGCAGACAGACAGGCGCCGGCACCAUGGAGAUGUUGGACCAACAAGGAGAGCAACUGAAGAAUGUGGAGCAGGGCUUGGAUCAGAUCAACGUGGACAUGAGAAAAGCUGAGAAUAACCUGACUGACCUCUCCAGGUGCUGCGGCCUCUGCGUCUGCCCCUGUGACAGGGUGACAUCUAUCGAGCAUGACUCACGAUACAAGCGUACCUGGGGAGUUGGAGGAAGUGAAAAUGAAAGUGAUGGCAGUGGCUCAAAUGUAGUCCAAAAGCAGCCAUCUGGUGUUCGCAACGGCCAGUCUGGCCAGGUGAAUGCCCCGGCUCAAUCGGGGAAAUACAUCAAGAGAAUAACUAAUGAUGCGCGUGAGGAUGAGAUGGAGGAGAAUCUGGAGGCAGUCGGUGGCAUCAUUGGCAACCUGAAAAAUAUGGCUGUGGAUAUGGGCAGUGAGAUUGACAAGCAGAAUAAACAGAUUGAUCGCAUCACUGACAAGGCGGACAUGAACAAAGUUCGCAUUGAAGAAGCGAACCAGAGAGCCAACAAGCUCCUCAAAUAGACAAGGAACUCUGCUUCUGUCAAUUUCAUCUUUCAACCUUGAGCCUCUGCCACACAUAAACUUGCACAAAUACACACUUUGACUACAAUAAAAAGAAAUCCAGCCUGGAUGAAUGUUUUGCCCAGCAGUGUUUGCCUUUGGUGCACUAAGACGCAAAUAGAAUACAGAAAUUUUUAUAAAUUGGCUGCCACAUACCCUUAAAUGUAUUCAUAGUCGUGCUGAACUUAGAGAAGCAGUGCAGGCAUCAGAAACUGCACCAAAGAGGAAGUGACUGACUGCCUAUCACUGCUGUUUGAUACCAAAUAUGCACCAGGUCUGUUGUAUCAUAUCUCAACAUUCGCAGGAGGGGAAGUAGCACGGGUCAGCUGCUUUUCUUUCUCACUUAUGUCUGGUUGCCUUUCUCUUAAAGGCAAGAGCUAUGAACUGUCUGUGUGUCUGGAGGAGACCUGUCCUUUAAUUAUAUAUAGCACACCAUAAAUUUAUAUAUCACCCCUCUGUUGGUCUUGGCUUGAUAUACAGUAGCUGCAUGUAUUUAAAACAGUCCUUGGUCUGAAACAAAUGCAUAAAUAAGAUUAUUGUAUCCUGUUUAUUAUUCUGAGAUAUGCUUAUUUAAUUAUUCUUUAUCAAGCAGAAAUGACUUGUGAAUAAAGUUCUUUUUUUUUUUGUUA